Messenger RNA from Elaeis guineensis (African oil palm), 2064 nucleotides. RefSeq lists its product as uncharacterized. Gene Ontology annotation, cellular component: outer membrane. The record is from RefSeq and is a predicted model, not a curated record. NCBI's taxonomy places the organism in Eukaryota, Viridiplantae, Streptophyta, Magnoliopsida, Arecales, Arecaceae.
GGCAAGGUAAAGCCGUAAAGUACUGAAGGAGAAAAAGAACCAAAGCACCGAGCCAACUCUCCGACACAAGCCUCGCCCAGCUGGGAGCAACAAAAACCUGUCCUUUUCCCCCACUCUCAUGGCGGAACCCUCAGAUCAAAACCCUACCGCCGAAGAAAAGAAAGAAGCUGAGGAAUCCGAAGAGAACGGAAAUGGAAGAGGAGGAGGAGAGGAUGAGGACGAGGACGAAAACGGAGGAGAGGAAAAAGAAUACGAGGAGGAGGAGGAAGGAGAGAGGAAGAGUGGGGGCGGCCCUCCGUCGGAGAGGGAGAAGGUGGAGCGCCUCUUGCGCCGCCUAUCGAGCGGGCCAGUGAGGCUUCGGGUCCACGACGUGGUGAUCAGGGGGAACGCCAAGACCAAGGACUCGCUGAUCGAGGCCGAGGUGCUCGACGCCUUCCGCUCGGCGUCCACGAUGCAGGAGCUCCUCCAGGCCGCCGGCGCCGCAAACGAGCGGCUCAACCGGCUGGAUGUCUUCGAUUCGGUGAACAUCACACUUGAUGCCGGGCCCCCGGAGCUUCCUGGCACCGCUAAUGUCAUCAUCGAUGUAGUGGAGGCCAAGAAUCCACUUAAUGGUGAUAUUGGUAUCUUCACUAAGCCCGAGGCUAGAUCUUGUUUACUGGAAGGAUCACUUAAGUUGAAAAAUUUAUCUGGCUAUGGUGACAUCUGGGAUGCUUCUGGGGCUUAUGGCUGGGACCAAACAUCAGAGAUAAGUGCUGGAUUGUCCUUGCCUAGAUUCAAAGCAAUAUCAACUCCUCUUAUGGCUCGAGUUUCAUUACUUUCUCAAGAUUGGUUGAAGUUUUCAUCAUAUAAAGAACAUCUUUUGGGCCUUUCUUUUGGUUUGCUUUCCACAACACACCAUAACUUGGCCUACAAUCUUACAUGGCGUACCCUAACUGAUCCAAGCCGCAUGGCAUCCAAGGCAGUAAGGAGGCUGUUAGGACAUAGUCUUCUCUCCUCGGUAAAAUACACGUAUAAGAUUGAUCGCAGAGAUUCACAUUUGAGACCAACUCGUGGAUAUGCUUUUCUAUCUACUACUCAAGUUGGUGGUCUUGGACCAUAUAGUAAAAGUUUACGAUUUUUUCGGCAGGACUUUGAUCUUCGAGGUGCUUUUCCCUUGGGAUUUUAUAACUCUGCUCUCAAUAUUGGAGUUGCAGCAGGUGUCAUUCUGCCAUGGGGAAGGAGAUUUAUGGACUUGCCCUCACCAUUGCCUGAGCGAUUUUACAUGGGUGGUCAUUCUUCUCCUGUCUGCAACUUGGGUGGGCCCACCUCCUUGUUAGGGUUCAGAACAAGAGGAUUAGGCCCGACUGACUCAAGAAGGUUCAUCCCCACGAAAUCUGAUAAAGAUGAUUCCCCUGCCUCUCCUGAAAGGGAUGUCCUGGGAGGCGACCUUGCAGUCACUGCCUUUGCUGAUCUUUCAUUUGACCUACCCCUAAAACUGUUCAGAGAGUCUGGAAUACAUGGUCACGUAUUUAUCAAUGCUGGGAAUCUUGCUAAAUUAACGGAGAACAAGUUCAAGGAUUUCUCAUUUCGGAACUUUGGGGAGUCAUUUAGAAGCUCUGUAGGAUUUGGCAUAAUAUUUCCCACAAAACUGUUCGGUAUGGAGAUAAACUAUUGUUAUGUAUUGAAACAGUUUGGGCAUGACCACGGAAAGACCGGCAUACAGUUUAACUUCUCCUCCCCAUGAUAGAAGCUUUCCGGCUGAAGAGAUUCACCUUUCCAAUGCCAAAAAACUUUCUUUUUUUUGACAAUUUUUGCACUUCAUCUCUUCCGGGAAGUAAGGAACUAGAGAAGACAAUUGAGUUGAAAGGAAUGUUACCCACAUAUGGUGGUACAGGUGGCUUUUGUCAUCUUCUUCAGCCACUCAAUGCACGAAUUUUCUUUGUUUUUUUUUUCCCCUCUCAAUAUUUUGUCCUUGUUGUUGAGGUGUUAACUUUAUGAUCUAAAGGUUCAAUGGGUGAUCAAAAUACAAUUGUUUUUCUCAGGCUGCUAUUCCAUUGUAACUUCGCAGUCAUUUAGUUUUUGCAA